This is a messenger RNA of Dentiscutata erythropus, 396 nucleotides long. The record is from the annotation of a GenBank genome assembly. Lineage: Eukaryota; Fungi; Glomeromycota; Glomeromycetes; Diversisporales; Gigasporaceae.
AUGCCCCUCCAAAAAACUUGCAGACAAAUAACAGAACCUGAUGAAUUUAAGAAUAAGAUCCAUGAUAUUGUUCAAAAACAUGUAAAAUUAGCUGAUAAAAAUAAGUGGAUGGACAUCAAACUAAAUGAUCCAAAACUUAAAUUCGAGAUUCUACGAGAUUGUAUGUCUUUAACAAAUAGAAAUAUUCCAAACCUAGAACUUAAUUUUAUUGAAACGGUUGGUGAUGCUGUCAAGUUUUAUUUGGGUGAAGAGAAGAAAGACCCUCGAAUCGGCCACCCAGUGGCUACUUGGUUCGCGGAAAACGAAGAUAAAUUACCACCAAACAUGACUUUUAUUCCAUAUGUAAAAGAGAUUGGGGUAAAAAGGGAAGAUCGAAAAAAAAUGCAAAAAAAGUAA